This is a messenger RNA of Stegodyphus dumicola, 570 nucleotides long. RefSeq lists its product as uncharacterized. NCBI's taxonomy places the organism in Eukaryota, Metazoa, Arthropoda, Arachnida, Araneae, Eresidae. The record is from RefSeq and is a predicted model, not a curated record.
AUGCUGAGACGGGACAUUUUUUUACCUCAUCGGCCAGUAAUUAAGGACAGUACCACUACAAAAAUCAGACCUGUCUUUGACGCGUCAGCCCGAGAAAGUGGUAAAUGCUCUUUGAAUGACCUUUUGUAUAAGGGUCCGAACUUACUAGAAAUAAUUCCAGAGAUACUUGAUAGGUUUCGAAUUCAUCCAAUAGGAUUAUCUUCAGAUAUUGAGAAAGCAUUUCUGAUGCUAAGUAUAGCCCCUCAACAUAGAGAUUUCUUGCGGUUUUUUUAUCCGUCCGAGAGUGAACAGAUUGUUUACCGACAUCGCAGAGUAGUAUUUGGGUUAAAGUCGAGUCCAUUUUUAUUAGCAGCCUCAAUUACACAUUUAUUAGAUAAUGUACCAUCUGAAUUUGAUGCUAUAGCACAAAAACUGAAACAUUCUUUUUACGUAGAUAAUUGUGUUUCUGGUGUUGCAAAUAUUGAGGAGCAGGAAAGAUUUUAUUGUAAAUGCAAAAGAUAUUUUGUCACACGGGGUUGCUUUAAUUUAAGAAACUGGGAGAGUAAUGUAAAAUGUAAGUAUGUUUUCUAA